AUUGUUGGAGUCUCCUAUUAAAAGAGAUAAAUAUGCCUUUGUUAGAUCCCAUUCCAUUAACCCAAGUAAUUCUGCCUUUUUAAACAAACAUCUACCCCUCUUAAUAAAUGUUUUACGCCUUCCAAAUGUUUAUCUAUGUCUGCCCACCUCUACCAUAACCAUAAACCGAAUUAUUGCCUUUCAUUUCCAUUUAAUUUCCCUUGCUUUUAAGAACUCGAAUCACUGCUUGUAUCUUGAGUUCCCACCAUAAAAAUCAACUUAACCCCUUAAAAACAGGAUCGUAAAACAAGCUUUCAUUUGGCCUGGGCACAUAAUUCGUCGUCAUUAAGCUAUAACCCCCUGUUGCCACUACCAAAAUAAUUGCAAAUUUCCAAAACUAUUUGAAACAUUUUAUUGUUCGACCUUCAAAGAGCACUUAGUGCGGAAACUAAGAGAGCAAAGCUAUAAAAAAGAGAGCGAAGUGCGGCGAAUUCAGCAGGAGAAUUCCCGACUUUUUCCGACCCGAAGACAACGAGGCCGAAUCACCACUGAUAAAGCUUCGUGUCUGCUCGGAAAAUCCCCCGGAGUCCCAGAAAAAAAAAAACAUAAAAAUGCUCCAUUGCUGGCCAGAAAUCAGUUUCAGUUUCUGUUUCAGUUUCAGCGCGACAUCGACGGUGAACGAAAGGCGAAGGCGCGGAAAAGCGCGUGAAAAAAUCUAAAGGAAAAGUUGAUGGAAAUGUGAGGCACCGAAUACGUGAGGCGCGACAUUUUCCGGACCAGCGUGUGUGUGGCGGUGUGUUUUUGUGACUCGAGGCCAAAGUGUAGAUUGCCAUAGAUCAAAGCUCGCAAGGCAAACAAAGUGCGAAUUGAUAGGACACAAAGCAAACCUGAUAAAGUGUUAGAUAAAAAGUAUCAAAAGCGGAUUUCGAAGGAGAGUGAAGAAGAGAGUGUAUAGCUGCAACACCAAAAAGAGACCACAAAUCGAGUGGGUCAUCGAAAAAUGUUGACCCUGUGGACGGCACUUUUCUGCUGCCUGACGGGGCUGGCCGUGUGCUACCAGCGGCAAUCUGUGAGCAAUAACAACCACAACAACGCCGAGGCGAAGCCCACCCACACACCCCCCUCGCAUUAUCCUCAUGGCCACAAGUGGAACGAGCCGUACUUUGAUCUCACGAUGCCCAGGAACAUCACUUCGCUGGUGGGCAAAUCCGCAUAUCUGGGCUGUCGUGUCAAGCAUCUGGGCAAUAAGACGGUUGCCUGGAUACGACAUCGUGACCUGCACAUUCUCACUGUGGGCACCUAUACCUAUACGACGGAUCAGCGGUUCCAGACCUCCUACCAUCGCGACAUCGACGAGUGGACCCUCCAGAUCAAGUGGGCCCAGCAGAGGGACGCCGGGGUGUACGAGUGCCAAAUAUCCACGCAGCCCGUGCGCAGCUACUCGGUCAACCUGAACAUCGUGGAUCUGAUAGACGCCGAGACCAGCGAUAUGAUGCAGCAGUAUUAUAAUGACGAUGCCUUCUAUAUAGCGGAGAAUCGGGUGUAUCAGUCUAGCAACGAUGAGUUCGCCGGAAUGUUUGGACCCAUUCAGACAGUUGCGGUGCCCACGGCCACCAUUCUGGGAGGACCCGAUCUAUAUGUGGACAAGGGCAGCACCAUAAAUCUCACUUGCAUCAUCAAGUUUAGCCCAGAGCCGCCGACCCAUAUCUUCUGGUAUCAUCAGGAUAAGGUGCUCAGCGAGGAGACUUCGGGCGGUCGACUGAAAUUCAAGACCAUCAAGUCGGAGGAGACCAAAUCCAUUUUGCUCAUUUACGAUGCGGAUCUCUUGCACUCCGGAAAAUACUCGUGUUAUCCUUCGAACACGGAAAUAGCCAGCAUACGCGUCCACGUGCUUCAGGGCGAGCGACCCGAGGCGAUGCAAACGAACGCGGCACCAGCCGCCGUCGCCCUGGCCUGUUGGUCCUGUCACUUUGGCCAGGCCACGCAGGCGGUCAGGGUAAUUAGCACAAUGGUGGCGGCACUUGUAUUGUUGGAGGCCUGCUCUUCGUUGCUCCUACAAGGCGGGGCAGGUGGAGGAGGAGGGUGUCCUGGAGGAGGAACCACUGGAGGAGCUAGGGAGAGGCCAGGACAGGAGAAACCGCCAACAAGUUCCCCAGCUGACCCCAAGGAGACCUCGACGACGUCCGAGGAGCGUGUCAAUAAUGGCAGCCGGAAUGCACGGUGAUAAAUUAAUGUCGCCCAGUUGGAAUUCCACCGCCAAUGCAGCCAACCAAAUGCAGCUGAAAUGAUUUAUAGGAGAAGUUACGGGAGCAUCUGGAGCAGGAGCCUGGAGCCUGGAGUCUGUAGCCUGCAGCCUGGAGCCUAGAGCAUCAGCAUCUGAGGUCCUUCCACUCGAGCUGCAUGUAAUACCUUUCUGAAAAACCAACUAAUUAUGCUAAUGAUGGAAGAGACGCCGUGAUGCUCCCUCUGCUGCUCCCGCUGCUGCCCCUUCUCCGUAGCAAGUUGUAAGUAAGUGUGUUUCUAAUUAAGUGGGCUGGGGAUUAGUUAGUUAGGCGGAAAUCAGAGCCAUGUACAUAAACUUCUCACGUAAAUUGCCAGCACACUAGCGAACUUAGCUAAAUGGAAAGCAUUUCGAACGAAUCAUCAAAUUAGAGAACUAUAUUCAAGUGGUUUGCUUAUAGAGCCAUGCCUAGGUGUUUAAAUGAAUAUUAAAGUAAAGAAAAUGGAAAAGCGGGGAGUUUUCUUAGAGCUUACAGAGGUUUGGAAAGAGUUCUUUGGGUGGCUACAAAAAGGUUAUUAAAUAAUUCGUUCUUAAAACUUAAUAAUUUGUAUAAGAAAAUCUUAUUUGUGUAUAGAUUAGGCACCCUAACAGCUGUUUCUGGAUUUCUCAGAACUUAGAAGAAAGCCCCCGAAAUUAGAAAGUUAAGGAUAUACGUAGCAAAAAAGUUUACUCAGAUCGUUGUAAAUAUUAAAGGGAUUCGUUCUUGAUUUGUGUGUUGUUUUUUGGGUCACCCUGUAUAGCCUAGAGUUUAAGCCAUGUACAUACUUAGAGAUACAAAGUAGCUAACCGUUUUUGACACGAACUUCUUCGAAGGUUCCUAAACAAAUUUUUCGAACAAAUUUACAUGUCCACUUCUCCUCUCAAUAAUCUAUGGGGGGAGCUCGGAGAAUUCAUGAGAAAUUCCUGCCAAAAACAAAGAAAAGAAAAUAAAACCCAACUCAGUUUGAAGUGCGACUUUCCGGACUAACAAUUUAUUUAGAAGAAUUUCUCCAAGUCAUGUGGGCAGUUCCUGUUCCCAUUUACAAACUCCUGGCAAUUGCCACGAGUUCAUUGCUCUCCCAGUCCGAGUGAAAUUUAGAGCUCCCAUUUCAGCAUGUCCGGUUGCAUUUUUAUGCCCGGCAAGCACAGCCCCUCCGGAAAAAAGGGGAAGACCCAACUGGCAAGUCACUUUUCACUCUUGUCAACAAAAUAUUUGCAUUUCCAUUUACCAAGGCGGUCGAUUUAGUAUUUGUAAGUGUGUGUGUCUUCAGGUUGGGUUUGUCUUGGCAGAACUCUUUGUCCGGCAAAACCAAACGGCGAUGGCGAUGGCGAUGGCGAUGGCGAUGGCGAUGGCGAUGGCGAUGGCUCCUUCAUCCUGUGCCACAUUUAAAAAUGUAUGGCCCCAGCCAUGGCUGAGUUAAACUGAUCAAAAUUGUAAAUAAACCUGCAUAUACCAUUAUGAAUAAACUAUAAACUGUACUCAAGUAUUUGUGUGGUAGUCAUACAUUACAUAUACAAACACGCACUGCUCGCGAAUAUAUAUGUAUUUAAAUAUAUAUAUAUAUAUAUGGAUUUAUAUACGUACAUGAGUGUAUCGAUAUUAAAAAUGUAAACCCAACGCAUGCAAAAUUAGUCGCGACAUGUAAAUGAAUGUUUAAUGGGUAAGUUAAUGUUGCCAUAAAGGGGCAGAGAGCAAAAAAAAACCGAGAAUAUAAUUGCAAUUAAGCAAAUAAAAAUAAUAUAUGUUAUAAGCAUAAUAGGGGGAAAAAUAGCGAGUAUUAUUAUAACAGAAAGCAGAAAUGCAGAAAGCAGAAAGCGGAAACAAACACAAACUCUGUUGACUUUUGUUGCAAACAAAAUGGCAACGCAUUAUAAAGAUUAUGAAAUUGUUUUUAAUUUUUAAGCGACGUAGCUUUCCAUAAAUAAUAUGGUAAAAAAUCGGUAUGAGAAAUUUCAAUAAAGUUUUUUUAGUUACUACCAUCCAAUGAUAAA
Drosophila eugracilis is the source of this 4231-nucleotide messenger RNA. RefSeq names its product zwei Ig domain protein zig-8 (gene dpr10). Gene Ontology annotation, cellular component: neuron projection membrane. Lineage: Eukaryota; Metazoa; Arthropoda; Insecta; Diptera; Drosophilidae. The record is from RefSeq and is a predicted model, not a curated record. Gene Ontology annotation, biological process: synapse organization. The coding region runs from base 980 to 2203 and encodes 407 amino acids. The transcript is spliced from 8 exons.